CUCAUAUCAAAGAGUCCCUCAAUCAGUUAAGAAGACUACUGUGACUUUUAGCAACUACACUCAAAGCACUGUUAUUCUUCAUUUCAACAUACCAAUUAUAGUUGAGUGUACUGGUGAAGCUCCUGAGAACGCUACUGUUACUAUACUGUGUAAUGAAACUGUUAUAUUUCAUAACAUAUAUCUUAUAGUGAAUUAUCAUAAUAAUGUAACAGGAUCAGUACCAAUACCACGUUAUAAAUCUAGCUGCUCAGUUAUAAUUGUAUUUAGUAAUGCUAUUGGUAGAAGUGAACCAUUUUUAUUAACAUUUGAAACUACUACUACUGUUAGUACUAUCAGUGAUGCACAAUCAUCUUCAAAAGUAUCUAUGCCAGUUCUUGCUGGAGCUAUUAUUGGUGGCAUUUUUGCUAUUCUAGUACUAAUAAUUUUUACAUGUAUUUUGGUAUUCUUAUGUUAUCGUAUAAAGGAAAAAAAAUUAUCCAAAGAUGAAGUAAGUCUAUCUCCAUCUACAACUAGACCUCAUGAUGCAUUUAAAACUGGACCUCAUGAUGAUUCUAAAACUGGACCUCAUGAUGAUUCUAAAACUGGACCUCAUGAUGCAUCUAAAAAUGGACCUCAUCAUAAGUCUGAAAUUGGACCUCAUGAUGCAUCUGAAACUGAACCUCAUGAUGCAUUUGAAACUGGACCUCAUGAUGCAUCUGAAACUGGACCUCAUGAUGCAUCUGAAAUCGGACCUCAUGAGACAGUCUGGGAUGGGGCCAGGCUAAUUUCAAACACAGAUGAUGCUGAUGAUAAUUCUGCUGAUCAAUUGUCUACUAAGAAAUCAAGCACAAUACCACGCGGAACUCAAAGACCUCCUUCGAGGAAAACUAGAAGUAGUUCUAUGAAAGUUCAAUCGAAUACAGAGCCGGAACAAGAUAAUUUAAUUUAGAGAGAGUUUUUUGGCUCAGGCACUAGACCUAUUCUAAUAUUGUACAAUCUACAUGUAUGUAGAGUAGUGUUG
Molecule: messenger RNA, 1000 nt
Organism: Amphimedon queenslandica
Lineage: Eukaryota; Metazoa; Porifera; Demospongiae; Haplosclerida; Niphatidae
Exons: 11
Coding region: 365-928 (187 amino acids)
Source: RefSeq, a predicted model, not a curated record